Messenger RNA from Lachancea lanzarotensis, 444 nucleotides. It is a transcript of the gene NUT2, whose product is annotated as LALA0S05e04698g1_1. The record is from RefSeq and is a predicted model, not a curated record. The transcript has a single exon. Gene Ontology annotation, cellular component: chromatin; mediator complex. Gene Ontology annotation, molecular function: transcription coregulator activity. Gene Ontology annotation, biological process: positive regulation of transcription by RNA polymerase II. NCBI's taxonomy places the organism in Eukaryota, Fungi, Ascomycota, Saccharomycetes, Saccharomycetales, Saccharomycetaceae. Bases 1 to 444 code for a protein of 147 amino acids.
AUGCCUUCGCUGGAUUUGAGCAAACUGCACGACGAUUUGGCCACCACAGAGCAGGAAGUGGGGUCGAUCAUCGAAUCUUUCAUCGAGCUGGGUGUGUCGAUCUAUGACUUCCCAGGAACAUCAGAGGCAGCCCAGGGCAUGAUGACCAAUUUGCAGCGGAAUGUGGACCGUCUGCGUAAUCUGAACCGCAAAAGUAAUGACCCAGACUCGCAAUUGGCCGGUUUCCAAGUGCCCAUGGAGGUGCUACAGUAUAUAGAAGACGGACGAAACCCGGACGUUUACACCAGAGACUUUGUGGAGGCUAUCCGUCGCUCGAACCAGUACCAACGGGCCAAGAUGAACGGGGUGAAGCAACUGAGAGACAAACUGGCGGAAAAAAUCGUUGCAGAGUUCCCAGACAUGCAGGACAGCGUUAAGGAUAUUUUGCAGCGAACAGACCGGUGA